Acytostelium subglobosum LB1 is the source of this 4350-nucleotide messenger RNA. RefSeq lists its product as hypothetical. Gene Ontology annotation, molecular function: ATP binding; protein kinase activity. The transcript is spliced from 7 exons. The coding region runs from base 1 to 4350 and encodes 1449 amino acids. The record is from RefSeq and is a predicted model, not a curated record. Gene Ontology annotation, cellular component: cytoplasm. Lineage: Eukaryota; Evosea; Eumycetozoa; Acytosteliales; Acytosteliaceae. Gene Ontology annotation, biological process: protein phosphorylation.
AUGGAUGACUACCAUGUUAUGGAGUUGAUUGGUGAGGGUAGCUAUGGAAGAGUUUAUAAAUGUCGAAAGAAGUAUACUUCAUUGAUAUAUGCUAUCAAAUGUAUAUCAAAGAGUGGCAAACAGGAGAAGGAUAUAAAGAGUCUAAGACAAGAGAUUGAUAUAUUGAAGAAACUAUCACAUCCCAACAUCAUACAGCUAGUCGACUCCUUCGAGACAUCAAACGAGUUCUGUGUAAUAACAGAGUAUGCUCAAGGAGACUUAUAUAGGAUCAUAAAGGAGGAUAAGAUAUUACCUGAACCAUUCAUACAGAAGGUGGCCGCUCAGAUAUUGCUGGCAUUGCAUUAUCUUCAUUCAAAUAGGAUUAUACAUCGCGAUAUUAAACCUCAGAAUAUAUUGAUUGGAUGCGAUGGCGCCAUGAAGUUAUGUGACUUUGGCUUUGCAAAGUUCAUAGGCGGACCAAGUGCCAACACGCCAAUGUCAACGACGAUCAAAGGCACGCCACUAUAUCUGGCGCCAGAGGUGGUGCAAGAGACACCCUACGACAACAGGGCUGACCUCUGGUCGUUUGGAAUCAUCCUGUACGAGUUGUACGCGGGACAUCCACCAUGGUCCUCAACCAACCUCUACUCACUCGUGCAGCUGAUUGUCAACUCGUCUCUGAAGCUGCCUGCCACACUGCACCCACAAUCAGACUUUGCCUCGCUGCUGCAAGGGCUGCUCGCGAAGGAUCCAGAGGAGCGACUGAACUGGCCCGACCUGCUGCGACACCCAUUCAUCGCGGGCGCACUAGCAUUGCCCACCUCCCCCAUCAAUCAAUCUCAACCAUCGUCCUAUCGCAGGAACAGGCGUGGUGGCAGCGGCAAUGGUAUCCCAAUGCCCUCUUCAGGCAGUCCCCUCAUCAUCUCGACCGAGGCGUCAUUGCCCUCACCCGACAUGUUCAGCAUCUCAAACACACGAUCAUCACCAAAGAUAGUGCCAUACCUAGGAAUGAAGCCUAUUUCUGUUGUGGACACAUCGCAGCAACAGCAACAGCAACAGCCAUAUCAACAGCAACCAUAUACAUCCCCGACUGUGCAGUCGGUUGGAGCAGCAUCUCCUGGCAAGGUGACGCGACCACAGACACCUCAGGUCAUGCUGAACAACAACAACCCGAGUAUUGUGGUCAAUCCGAUCAGCACACCAACAUCGCGAGGACAGGACAAGAGUAGAUACACACCGAGCCCAAGCGGCAUGCGUCCAAUGACACCGGUGGUCGUGAUCAAUCGACCGCCCACGCCCUCCAAGACCAACUUCUCAUCCUAUCUCCCGCCAAACAUGGCGCCCAUGGUCAUACGCAGUCCCCCCACAACGCCCUCGGGCGUCAACCUCGAUCGAUUCGACCUGGAGUCGCCCGUGGACAACAUUGACAGCACAGAUUACUGGCAGCAACAAGAGAACAAGUCGGCAAACAAUGAGCAGGGCGCGUCAAUGCUCAGACGUGACCGUCUUUUCUUGCAGAAGCUACUCAAUCACAUACAGUGGGCGCACUCAUCGCACUAUGCCGAUUUGCUACAGCCCAUCCUUCUGCCCAUUCUCAAGACUCUUUCCAACAUUCUCACACAUGGCAAGCUCAACUAUCGACCACCCUCUGGCAGCGCCCCGCCGCCACUGUCGCCGCCAUCCACACCGCCUUCCCUUCCCCCAACACCAGCCUCAUCAAGCAAUGUCGAGCUGCUAUUCAAACGAACAUUCUUCACCGCCUUUGUCAAUCUGCUGUCACACCUACUCAUCGAUCUAAACAAUAGCGUAGGACCAAACUGCAGCACGCGUAUCAAUCUCCAGCUUCAACAGGAUCUACUGCGGGAGUGUCUUGGAUGUCUGGCACUUCUCCUGCAGCAAUCGCCACCUUUGGCCACAUCACAGAUGGUCAGCGUCAACUACCCUUCAUCGCCAUCAUCCGCACUCAUAGCCUUUCAAUUCCCUCCACAGUCUCGCAAGUCCUCUGCCUCAUCCAAUCACUCAUCCACCUCAUUGCUACUCUCAAUCUUCAAUCACAUGACCAAGAACAUCGAACAGUUCGACAGAUCUAACAAGUGUGCCAUCAUCAAUUUGCUGUCCACAUUCUUUAGAAAGAUUGGCGAAUCACCUACACAUCUCAGCGACUUGUACAAGAGGAUAAUGGAUAACACUGACAUACUGCGUUAUGUUUGCAACUACUUUGUACAGCUUGUCGAGACGAAUAGUUUAGCCAGCUUGAGUAUCAGUGAUGUAAAGUUAAACAAUGACGAUGACACUGUGUUCAUGUCAUUGCUACAAUGCUUGGUAUCAUUCCUGUUCACCUCCCCGACCAACAUCUACGAGUUCCCACUCGGUGCCUACCGUGUCACAUCAUCGAUGACUCCCAAUCAGAACACAUUGAUCUAUCAGACGGCAUGCAACAUCAUUGGCGACACACUUGCAAAGGAGGAGAUGAUCCACUGGCUCUACGACUCACUGUCCAUGAGAGAGGACGCUCGAUACUACAUCCUACAACUGUUCCUACAUUGUAGUCGCGCGUCCAGCUCAUUCGCUGAACUGAUCAAUCGUGAAGAACGUUCAAUCCUUGCGCAACUAUCACCGCCCAAUGUAGACAGGGCCAAGCACUCACUGUUCUACUACCUUGAGUAUCCAUUGACACUCUCGACCUCUUCAUUAGCGCCCACCCAUACACCAGCGACCAUUCAAUCAUUGGUCCUGCUCUCACUGGGGACCAUAUUGAUGCAGAUACCAGACACUGUCGAAUGGAUAAUCAGAUACAGCCUGGAGACCAUCCUAUCCAGGUACUUUGUCUCGGCAGACUUGGUGUUAUCGUCAUGCGCCUCAUACUUUAUCGGCUCGUUCCUUACAGAGUCCAUCAACAUUGAGAAGAACGAUGCAAUUGCCAACAUGGAGCAGCUGACCAACGCCAUCAACACCGUAUCCGCUGUCAUUCCAAUCAAGAACAUCAGGAAGUUGUUUGGCUCCAAGCGCGUCGAAGGAAGCACCCUAAGGGACAUCGAGGGAGGCUGCAUGGGCCGACCCUAUCUUGGAAUGCUUGAUGGAUGUGCCUGCAUCCUGCUGCGACUGAUCAAGAGAAAUGAUCAAACAUUCUUGGAAGACCUUUUAGAGUCUGGAGUAUGGGAGACACUGUGCCAUCAGAUCAAUAACUUAACGAGCGAGUUUGAGUUGUCGCCAAUGGGAUUGGUGUAUUGUCUGAGGGUGGUGUAUGAGGUGUUGCGCAAGAGCAGCUCACAUAUAAGCUACUUGGUCAAAAACAAUCUGUUGGUAUCACUUUGUAGUCACCUGCAACCAAUGCAUCUGGACAAGCUGAAGGAGUGGCCAUCGAUCCAAUCUGGUGGCUCAAACGGCCUGUGCUCACUAGUAUCUCAGAUCAUCUUUAUACUCUAUCUGCCCGACGCCAAGAACAACAACAACAGCAGUAGUGCACAUCAGCAACAAUCCAAUGCUCCACUAUUUGAACUGAUCAGACACAUCAUGUUUGAGUACGAACUCAUCAAGAACAUGAUCCUACUGCUGCCUCAACUGCCCAUGGAGUUGGUCGAGCUCCCACUAGGACUUCUCUCCACUCUCAUCCUGGAAGACCCUCAAUUCGCCCAGCAAUAUGUGGACAAUGGUGGACUGGAGCCACAGAUCAUUGGACUAUUACUCAACACUGAUAGGAAUCCAAUUGUUAUAAUUGUAGACACAUUGUUAAUACUUAGUCAAUUGGCACGUCUGUCAAUAGACUACCAUCGACUGCUGCACAAGUCUGACUUCUACUUCUGGCUCGGUCGUCUACUAAGCCACAAUGACCCCAGCGUUCGUUCCAAGACCUGUAACCUCAUUGGCAACCUGUUCAAAUAUAACUCAUACUUCUAUAAGCCAAUACAGUCGAGUGGAGUGAUACCGAUACUGAUCGAUAGAUGUAGCGACAUUGACUCGAACACACGCAAGUUUGCAUGCUUUGCCAUUGGUAAUGCUGCCUUCCACUCGGACGAGCUGUAUAGGGACUUGGAGCCAUGUAUAGAGUCACUCAACAUGAUACUGUCUGAUGAGAUGGAGGAGGAGAAGACGAGGUCGAACGUGGCUGGUGCACUUGGUAACUUGGUUAGGAAUUCAAACUACCUGUGUCAACACUUUAUCAAUAGUGAUACGAUGGGUAUCAUGCUGGAACAACUUGGCAGCAGGGCAUUGACAAAGAACCUACUGUUCUCCCUUGGGAACUUCUGUGCCUAUGAAGAGUGUCGACAUUCUCUUGCCACAAAGUACCGUGUAAUGGAUAUCCUAUCACGACUUCAAGUGGAUCAAUCCUCUAUGAAGUAUCUACAGCGACUAAAGAACACGUUCAACUAA